AUGUUUUGGGUUGUAGAGCUUUUUGAGCGCGUCAUCCUCCAAACUGCUGUAGAAGGAGGAUUAGCCCAAAGUUUGAGUGAGAGUGAAAGACGGCCAUUGUUUUUCCUCUUAAUCCCAACUCUUUCCCUUUUAACUCCCUCUCUGCAGGUCGGCUUCCUAAAGACGCAGCACCGGUAUGAAAUAGUGUUCACGUUGCCCGAUGUCCCGGCUCUGGGGAAGGAUGUGUGUCCAGCGCCAGUGCCCAGUCCUCACCUCCGGAUCACUGAUAUCACACCGGCACCAGAGGGAGGUCUGAAGGUGACGUGUGAGUACAUGGCGCAGCAGGAGGGCGUUCUGUGUGAGGAGGUGCUGCUGCUGAGCGAGACCAACCAGGACGUCUGCAUUAAGGUCAAAGUUCACGCCAGAGUCAUGGAUCGUCACCACGGUACGCCCAUGCUGCUGGAGGGGGUGCGCUGCAUCGGGGUGGAGUUGGAGUACGACUCUGAACAGAGCGACUGGCAAGGAUUCGACUAAAGAUCCGGCUCCACUUCCAUCCAAAGUACACACACAUAUAUACACACACACACACACACACACACACACACACACACACACACACACACACACACACACACACACACACACACACACACACACACAUACCUGCCGUCAGAGAAGUGUACACAAAUACAGCAAAAAGGAAAACGCACAAAGGAUUUAGUGCCACGCAAUGUCCAAACAGUACGUUAAGCAGCCCAGUGUUCAGUGUUGGAUUCAGAGGAAACGUGCGUCCUUUACACACAAAAACAUUCCUCAACUGCAACAUCAACAACAUCUGAACACAGUUUCCUCCCAAUCCUCUUUUUGUCACCUUGAUGUAUUCAGUUGUACUUUCCUUACUGAGCCUCUAGAGGGCAGCCGCGCUCUUUGAAUCCGAUAUCAGAUCCCUUUUCACCUCUUCUCCUGACAUAUACACUGAAUGUGUUCAAAGGUAAGGGAGUAAACAAGGGCUCUUUUAUUCAUAAAGUAGCUUCAAAUUGACCUGUAGCAAAGGAAUAUACGUCAAGAGUUUGGUAGCUGAGUCUGUAAUGUCUCUGUUUCACCACAAGGGGGCACUUCAGACCAUCAAGUAAAGAUCCUUCAAUCUAAAGGCUUUUUUAUUUAUUGGACAAACUCCUUCAGUGUGGUCACAUUUCUCAGUUUAAAGUUAAAAUCCAACUACAGGGCUUUUACACUGCUCUAUAUCGUUACCCCGAGACAACUUAAGUUACUGAUUUUCUUGCAUAUCCCAGGAAAUCCCAAACAACAUGUGUGAACAUUAGCAAAAAAAAAAAAAAAGACAUGUAAUGUAAUUAGCAAGAAAGAGAGGCUUUCCUCCAAUAAAAACAGAA
This is a messenger RNA of Notothenia coriiceps (black rockcod), 1370 nucleotides long. Its product is annotated as UPF0687 protein C20orf27 homolog. Bases 1 to 513 code for a protein of 170 amino acids. The transcript is spliced from 4 exons. The record is from RefSeq and is a predicted model, not a curated record. Lineage: Eukaryota; Metazoa; Chordata; Actinopteri; Perciformes; Nototheniidae.